Molecule: messenger RNA, 2139 nt
Organism: Cladocopium goreaui
Lineage: Eukaryota; Dinophyceae; Suessiales; Symbiodiniaceae
Source: the annotation of a GenBank genome assembly
AUGGCGUGCCUGAUCAGAGCUGCUGCAUUUGCCUUGCAGGAGGCAGUUCCUGAGGGCCUUCCUCGAUCAGAUCGAUUGCAGAGGGUUCCAACACUGUCCCUGAUUCGACUGCUGCAUCGUCUCCUUGGUGGUUGCGACCUCCUCCAUCUACUUUGCCUUUCUACCUGGCUGACUCUGCUCGUAAGCUGCGUGCUGAGUGUGGAUAUUCUGGGCUUCGGCGAUUGGAGUUGGCCUUCCAGAGAGGACUGCAAGCAUCUCGCGUCAGGAAAGGCGGGAUUUUUCAGUGGUGAGCGUUGCGGCCUUCUAAAUCGCUGCUACGUGGUUUUGAGGGGACGAGUCUGUGCCUACACCGAAACUGGCGGCUCGAUUGAUUCCCGUGCCAUUAGUCAUAGUUUCGGAUCGCAGCUGGAAGCGGAAGCUUUCUGCAUCGGGGCUGGAUUGACCAGCCUCCCAGAUUCUGCUGGGCCAACUCCAGUGCACUUCCACUAUCAGGAGCAAUGCUGCAGAGCUGUAGUGGUGUGCACUGCUCCCUCAGGCAUCUUGGUUUGCAUACCUCGGGGCGGCGUGUCUCCUCAGGAAUUCGAAGAGGCCGAGACUUCUGGCUACGUUGGUGCGAUUGGGCCAUUUUCCGAAGUGGAAGUGGCGGUGUCGAACAGUCGUGCAAAGCGUACGCUGGCUGCUAUAAUCUUCGACCUCGACAUUCGGGGUUCGGCUGCAAUUGUGGAAAGAGUUCCCGAUGGCUUUCCCAGAGAGAGUGUGGUUCGCUUCAACAUCUACAGAGGGGCAGAAGACUUGCCAAACCGUGCUGCCUUGCUGGAACUUGCCACCAACUUCAUCAAUUCUGGAAUUGGCGAGCGCAGACUGGAGCCUUACUACUCUGCUCACGAAGAUGGUGCAGAGCUAGAAGAGGCAGAGACAGUGGAUCAGGUUCCCGAAACUCCAGUUCCCGAUGGUGGAGGUCCAGAAGAAGAAGGAGCUUCAGCUAUGGAAGUUAUGCUGCGUCGUUUGUUGAGUCAGUCCGCAGUCACCCAAAGGACUAUCACUGGCAUGCACGACAGGCUGAGUGCUCUCGAGUCUUUGGAGGGUCGGCUAAGCAAGUUGGAGUCAGGUGGACAUCGAGCUGUUCCGCUUCCACCUCCGCCCAGAACUUCACCCCAGAUGUUCGAUGGAGCAGGCGCAACGUUGGGGCCAGAACGACUCCAACAUCUGCAAGCUUUGGCCGGCAGAGGACCCGGCAGGUUGGGCGACCUAGGUCUUCACAAUCGACCCAAGUCAGCUCCUCAACCCAGUACGGCUGUGGCUGUCGCUGGCACUACAGAGGGUGCCGAGGGGGAAGAUCUAGAUGGAGAACCCUGGGCCGGGAACGCCCCGGACAGCAGCACAGUGUUGGAGAAGCUCCUGGCGUCCCAGUCCGCCAUCCUGGAAAAGCUGGCAAACUUUCGAGCUGCUCAACAAGAUCCCUUAGCAGCUCUGGGCGGUGCGUCCAAUUUGGACUCCGACGAUGCUCCCAAGAGCACAGGCGUUCGAGGAAUUGCUGCACGCCAGAUGCUUGUGGACUCCUUUCGCAAAAGCCCUCAGAGAGUGGAGCAGAUCUUCAAGGAGAGGCUGGCCACUGCUCGGAGGAAGGGCGAUGUGAAAGAGCUGGAAGCCAGGGACCUUUGGUACCAUUUCCAAGACCAGGUACCUCUGGGCAGCCAUCGAACUUUGACGCACAUGGCGUUUAUGGCUGCAGCCAUGUACGAAGCCAUGGAGCGAAACGACAAUGCCCGGCUUCGGAUGUUGGUCUGCAUGCAGGCCAUAUUCGCAGAGCAGGCCAGCUACGAUGCAGGGGGAUUGCGAAUGGCCCACCUGAUCACAGGCCUGGAAGACCCUCCUUUUGCCAUGACAGCGAUCCACAGAGUGCCAAGCAGCCUCUAUGCUCAUGGGCAACUCAGCGACCCACGUUGGGUGGCUACAAAUUUGGCCUACCUGCGGGACCUCGAGGGCAUUACGGACAAAAGCAACAAGUACGUCCGUCCAGGGAACAACAAGCCAGCAGAUCCAGAGGCCGGAGACGAUCCACCAAAGAAGCCAAGGCCACCAUUCAAGCCAAAGCGACCCAAGAAAACCUCAGAAAGCCCAGGCGAAGGCGGCAAAUGA